Molecule: messenger RNA, 345 nt
Organism: Hylaeus volcanicus
Lineage: Eukaryota; Metazoa; Arthropoda; Insecta; Hymenoptera; Colletidae
Product: protein lin-28 homolog B-like
Exons: 1
Coding region: 1-345 (114 amino acids)
Source: RefSeq, a predicted model, not a curated record
AUGGAGCACACGAGGCAGCGGUGCACAGCUGCCGCGGACAGGUCCGAUCACUGCUAUAAUUGCGGCGGUUCAGAUCACAAGGCGGUGGCGUGCUCGGCCCCUCCCAAGUGUUCCGUUUGCACGGACAAUGGGAGCCCAGCCGGGCAUAGGCUGGGUAGUCGGGCUUGUCCCGCUACCCAAAAGAAGGCCAGGGGAAGGAAGAGCGCUGGGCCAAAGGCAGCAGGCCCAGCUGUUGCGAGGGUGACGACGGCCAUCGCCCAGUUGGUAAAGAAGUCGCUCCCGCAGGGACGCGGGGUGGCUCCAGUGGUUGCCGAUGCUACGGCGGCCAUGGAGAACACUCCUUAA